AUGGAUGUGUUACAGAGCCACCGAGCAGAAAUGCUAACCAUAGCAAUGGCUGUGGUGGCUAUUGGUGUUGGUACGGCCUACUACUUCUACGUCACCAAGAAACCAAAAGGUUGCUUGGAUCCUGAGAAAUUCAAGGAAUUUAAACUUGUUAAACGCACUCAGCUCAGCCAUAAUGUGGCUAAAUUUAAAUUUGCUCUUCCAACACCAACAUCAGUGUUGGGACUUCCUAUUGGACAGCAUAUUAGCUGCAGAGGAAAAGAUAGCCUUAAUGAAGACGUUGUCAAACCAUAUACCCCAACAACUUUGGAUUCAGAUGUUGGAUACUUUGAAUUAGUCAUAAAGAUGUAUCCGCAAGGAAGGAUGUCUCACCAUUUUCAAGUGAUGUGUGAAGGUGACUAUCUGGCGGUAAAAGGACCUAAGGGACGGUUCAAGUAUCAGCCUAACCAAGUUAGAGCUUUUGGGAUGCUAGCUGGAGGCACUGGCAUCACUCCGAUGUUCCAGGUUGCUAGAGCCAUAUUGGAAAAUCCCAGUGACAGAACAAAUGUACAUCUUAUAUAUGCCAAUGUCACAUAUGAGGACAUUCUAUUGAAACCUCCUGAAAUUUGGGAAGGUGGUGUUGGGUUCAUAUCCAAGGAAAUUAUUCAAACUUACUGCCCUGCACCAGCACCUGAUAUUAAGAUUUUAAGAUGUGGGCCACCACCCAUGAACAAAGCUAUGGCUGCUAACCUCGAGAGUCUGGGAUACAGUCCGGAAAUGCAGUUCCAGUUUUAG
Molecule: messenger RNA, 771 nt
Organism: Prunus armeniaca (apricot)
Lineage: Eukaryota; Viridiplantae; Streptophyta; Magnoliopsida; Rosales; Rosaceae
Source: the annotation of a GenBank genome assembly